Molecule: messenger RNA, 310 nt
Organism: Acaulospora morrowiae
Lineage: Eukaryota; Fungi; Glomeromycota; Glomeromycetes; Diversisporales; Acaulosporaceae
Source: the annotation of a GenBank genome assembly
UAGUUCCCAGUAUAUAACUAAAGUUCGAAUACCUUUGCUAUGUCUUAAUGCCGAAGAUGAUCCUGUCUGUUCAAUGGAUUGGGUACCGAUAGAUGAGAUCAAGUAUAAUCCAUAUUGCAUUUUGGCUACUACGUAUUAUGGUGGCCACCUUGGGUGGUUUACGGGAUUUUGGAAUCCUACAAGAUGGUAUGUAAAACCCUUGAGCGAAUAUUGUAUUGCUAUUCUUGAGGCAAAGCAUCCCACAAAAAAAUCAAAGUCGGAAGAACCUUUGUCUGUUGACGAGGAGAAAAUGGCUAAAAAAAUUCAAUAA